AUGCUUACCACCAGUCUUCCGGAGACGAUUUCGGAGAAAAGCUUGGAUCAAAACAAGGCCCGGGACGAUGCGGAGAAGACAAAUAUUCGACAGAGUUACCGACGGGCAAUGUUCGAGCGGGAUCCGUACCAACGGUUCCGACAAACACCCGCCAUGUUUGUGACUGUGUACUGCAUGACGGGGCAAGCCUGGCAAAGCAAGCUCUCCUGCAACACAACACCAUUGGUCAGAGGCGGCAACCAUACCGCCGCCCGGCGGGAUGCCGUUUUGAUCGCCCGCUAUUCUUCCGACUCGCUCCUCGAAGCGCCGCUUACCCCUCCCCGCACAGUCCAGAGUGCCCCUGCGACACCGAGAGCGAACGCCGCGGCGACGGCGGCGGCGGCGGCAGCAGUGACCAGCGACAGACUGAACAGGGCAGAGGCAAUCUUUUCAUCCUGUCUUUUCGACAUGACUUGA
Messenger RNA from Colletotrichum truncatum, 456 nucleotides. The record is from RefSeq and is a predicted model, not a curated record. NCBI's taxonomy places the organism in Eukaryota, Fungi, Ascomycota, Sordariomycetes, Glomerellales, Glomerellaceae.